AUGUCUUCGAUAGAACCGACAGAUGACCAUGUCCCGGGGGAGCAAGCCGCAGUCUUGUCCGAUCAGCCUCCGUCCUCCAGGAAAUCGUACAGACGCAAAUACCGCAAAAUCAUGGUGACGUUUGAGGAGAAGAUGAGGGAAGGCAACACGCUGUUCAAAGAAGAGCAGAGGAUAAUGGAUAUAUCCCUAAGGCUGGCUGAACAGACAGACCAACUCCUUCAGCUUCUUGUUGAACUCAACUCCUGCCCCCAGGUGCCUCAACGGUUACGCUACGAUCUCCGGCCUCCCAGCGAGAGUCAUUCAAUCGAAGAAACUGCAACACCCACUAUCUCUGAAGAAGACGGACACUUGGAUCUCAGGAGAGCGAGAAGACAAUUGCAAGCUGGGGAAGUCUCUCUAGCCGGAUAUAGAGAAAUCGAAGCUGCCCUCCUCAAGACCCGAGAAUUUGCACCAAGCCGUUCGUACGCUUCACUGCUGUCGAUUGCGCCUCCAACUGGUCAAUCAGCGGACAAACUUGAGCCUGGCAAUCCUGUGUCUGCCUGCUUAUUGUCGACGAAACAAGAAGAGCAAUAUUUGCAAGGCUUGGAUGCAUUCCUCGAGGGGACGGCGACUAAUCCCAGGCCACAUGUUGCUCAUAGCCUAGGGAGUCGAAGUGCAGAGAAGACAACAGAGCGUGAACGAGAAGCGCAGCUGAGGAACCCGGUGUCUGUCUACAACUGGCUUCGCAAGCAUCAACCUCAGGUGUUCCUUCAGGACCAUGAGGCCACCACAGAGAAGACGCCGCGAGCCACGGGUUCACGGAGUUCUAUGCGCAGAUCGGCAAACAAAGAGGCACUCAAACAGGAGCAGGAUUAUUACGAUGAAGACGGUUUCGCUUUGGACCAUGGAUCAUCGUCGAGAGCAAAGAGGAAGCGAGACGCUGAUGGGGGAUAUCGACCCAAGGGAGGCAGUUCCAGAAGCGCCAAGCGCAGAAAAGAAACGAAGGAGGAUUCAGUUCGAACCAAGCGCUCGAAGAAGUUGUCAGUGGACGCCAGAUAG
This is a messenger RNA of Fonsecaea nubica, 1038 nucleotides long. RefSeq lists its product as hypothetical. The transcript is spliced from 3 exons. NCBI's taxonomy places the organism in Eukaryota, Fungi, Ascomycota, Eurotiomycetes, Chaetothyriales, Herpotrichiellaceae. The record is from RefSeq and is a predicted model, not a curated record. Gene Ontology annotation, cellular component: nucleus; Ino80 complex. Bases 1 to 1038 code for a protein of 345 amino acids. Gene Ontology annotation, biological process: chromatin remodeling.